AUGGCAGGGAUCCUCGCCUGGUUCUGGAACGAGCGGUUCUGGCUGCCGCACAACGUCACCUGGGCGGACCUGCAGAGCACGGAGGAAGCCGCCUUCCCGCAGGCGGAGGACCUCUACCUCGCCUUCCCCCUGGCCUUCUGCAUCUUCAUGAUCCGGCUGCUCUUCGAAAGGUUCAUUGCUAAACCAUGUGCCUUAGGCCUUAAAGUCCAAGCCAACGGACCACAGAAAGCUCAACCUAAUGCUAUACUGGAAAAAGUUUUCACAGCUAUUACAAAGAACCCAGAUGAGAAGAGGCUGGAGGGCCUCUCCAAGCAGUUGGACUGGGAUGUACGCAGCAUUCAACGUUGGUUUCGACAAAGGCGCAACCAAGAAAAGCCCAGCACUCUUACAAAGUUCUGUGAGAGCAUGUGGAGAUUUACAUUUUACCUUUAUAUAUUUACCUAUGGAGUACGGUUCCUGAAAAAGACACCCUGGCUCUGGAAUACCAGACAGUGCUGGAAUGGGUAUCCAUAUCAGCCACUGAUGCCUGACCUUCAUUAUUACUACAUAGUUGAAUUGUCAUUCUACUGGUCCUUAAUGUUUUCUCAAUUCAUUGACAUCAAAAGAAAGGAUUUUGGCAUCAUGUUUACACAUCACAUUGUAACAGUCACCCUGAUAACCUUCUCAUAUGUAACCAAUUUGACACGAGUGGGAACCUUGACCUUAUGUCUCCAUGAUGCGGCUGAUGUUGUCCUAGAGGCUGCCAAAAUGGCAAACUAUUGCAAGUGUCAAAAACUGAGUGACCUUCUGUUCCUUACAUUUGCCAUUGUCUUCAUUGUCAGUAGGCUUGGCAUAUAUCCCUUGUGGAUAUUAAACACAACGUUGUUUGAACUGUAUGAAGCUCUGGGCAAUUUUCCUGCCUUGUGGGUCUUCAACAUGCUGCUUGUGAUUCUUCAAAUUCUGCACUGUUUUUGGUCUUACCUAAUCAUAAAGGCAGCCUACAAAGCUAUUUCAAAGGGCAAGGCUGGGAAGUGGAACCCCUUGCAUGUAACAAAGGAUGACCGAAGUGACAUUGAGUCAAGCUCAGAUGAGGAAGAAACAGUACCUCGUUCAAAGACCCCGCACAGCACUAUCACCACUAAUGGGACCGGCGGUGCCAAUGGGACAAACGGUUAUCUUACUGGUGGCACUUGCUCAGAGGAGCAUUAA
Gavia stellata (red-throated loon) is the source of this 1188-nucleotide messenger RNA. It is a transcript of the gene CERS6, whose product is annotated as ceramide synthase 6. Gene Ontology annotation, cellular component: membrane. Bases 1 to 1188 code for a protein of 395 amino acids. The transcript is spliced from 11 exons. Gene Ontology annotation, biological process: ceramide biosynthetic process. Gene Ontology annotation, molecular function: DNA binding; sphingosine N-acyltransferase activity. Lineage: Eukaryota; Metazoa; Chordata; Aves; Gaviiformes; Gaviidae. The record is from RefSeq and is a predicted model, not a curated record.